Messenger RNA from Mesorhabditis belari, 1203 nucleotides. Lineage: Eukaryota; Metazoa; Nematoda; Chromadorea; Rhabditida; Rhabditidae. The record is from the annotation of a GenBank genome assembly.
AUGUACAUAAAAUUUUCGCUAUUCACCGUUUGUUGUGUCAUCAAUGUUUCGUUUGGUUUGCAAAUUCUUUCGCAAACACAAACGUUGUGCGGAUUGGGCGAUGAUCGGAGAAUGCUCAUCUUCGACAUUUGCCCAAAUCAGUGCAGCAAUACCACAAAUCUGCUCACCCACGAGACGACGUAUCAAUGUGCGAAGCUUGGGAAAUGUCCAAUCGGCAGUAGCUGCUCGACGCGGGAACACUCGGUGACGUGUUGUUGCAGUGCGAAUUUCUGCAAUAUUGGCAAGGAGCCUAAUCCGCCACCCGAUAAAACCACCCUUCGCCCGCUAAGCCCAGGAACCACUCAUCAAACGACGACGCGAGUCACAAAAAUUUCUUCGCAAACCACGACAGUAAUCCCUUCUGCUGAUAGCACAACUACAGAUUUGACUCCAACUACAUCUAUUCUCCAACCGAAUCAGGAUCACCAAUUCGUGUGCUUCACCGGAGUCACCCUCGGUUUCCUGCCGUCGGAUAGAUGGACCACUGGAGCGCUGACGGUGUGUGAAGGUAUUUGCACAAACAUCAGCCUUGCUUUAUUCUACGUGCCGAUCACCGCCUACAUUUGCGAUGUGAAUCAGCUGUGCACGAAUUGGGCGAUGAACUCGUGUGAUUAUAUUUCACAGGGCACCCCGAUGACGAUGUGUUGUUGCAACUCGUCAUCCACUUGCAAUGUCGCCUCAUCCACUCCACUCCCUUCACCCUUACCAUCGGUUUCAACAAAAACCGAGACGAAUAACACGUGCUUUAUUGGGUUUUCUUUUCAAAAUGAGGUGCCAGUGACGAUGAACGUUUCGAUUCCAGCCAAUCUACCGGUCGGGAAUUUUGAACUCUGUGGGGGAGACUGUGCGAAUAUUACUCUAGGCGACUUUGGCACUCUCUACACUUGCGAUCCGAUCUCUGUUUGUGUUGGGCUGACGAUAAGGGACAAUUGUAGUGAUAUUGUGAAAGGAUUGUUGACAGGCUGCUGUUGCUCGAGUCACAACUGCAAUCUCCACAAUCAGACUCAGCCAUUCAAAACAACGACUUCAUCGAGUCAUCUCUUCACCGGAGAACCGCUCGUUGUCAUUCCAAAAGGCAAUCGUUUAUUUACACUAUAUACAACAGCAGUAUGCUGGAAUGAGAUCAAAUUUUUAACAUUAAUUGGAAGACUGUUAGAAAGUAAC